GUAUAAAGGCCCAGGGCCACCAAAGGGCCGUCACUCCACACACCUCUACUGCCUUUUGAGAAGAGCGACUGGACCCAGGGCUGACCAUGUCCCAGUUGGUGGAAUGUGUCCCCAACUUCUCAGAGGGGAACAACCAGGAGGUGAUUGAUGCCAUUUCCCGAGCCAUCUCCCAGACCCCAGGCUGUGUGCUACUGGAUGUUGAUGCUGGACCCUCCACCAACCGCACUGUCUAUACUUUCGUGGGGCGGCCAGAGUGUGUGGUCGAGGGAGCUCUCAAUGCUGCCCGGGUGGCCUCACAGCUCAUCGACAUGAGCAAGCACAAGGGAGAGCACCCUCGCAUGGGCGCUCUGGAUGUUUGCCCCUUCAUCCCGGUGAGGGGCGUCAGCAUGGACGAGUGUGUGCUCUGUGCUAAGGCCUUUGGCCAGCGGCUGGCAGAGGAGCUCAAUGUACCAGUGUACCUCUAUGGUGAGGCAGCGCAGACACCCAGUCGGCAGACCCUGCCUGCUAUCCGGGCUGGAGAGUAUGAGGCCCUGCCUGAGAAGCUCAAACAGGUAGAGUGGGUGCCUGACUUCGGCCCUAGCUCCUUUGUCCCCAGUUGGGGCGCCACUGUCACAGGUGCGCGGAAAUUCCUCAUUGCAUUCAACAUCAACCUGCUCAGCACCAAGGAACAGGCCCAUCGCAUUGCUCUCAACCUCCGGGAGCAAGGCCGCGGGAAAGACCAGCCAGGACGUCUGAAAAAGGUUCAGGGCAUCGGUUGGUACCUGGAUGAGAAGAACCUGGCUCAGGUGUCCACAAACCUCCUGGACUUUGAGGUCACAGCUCUGCACACAGUCUACGAGGAGGCCUGCAGAGAGGCUCAGGAGCUGAACCUCCCAGUGGUGGGCUCGCAGCUGGUGGGCCUGGUGCCUCUGAAGGCCUUGCUGGAUGCUGCGGCCUUCUACUGCGACAAGGAGAAGUUGUUUGUUCUGGAGGAGGAGCACCGGAUACGGCUGGUGGUGAACCGCCUGGGCCUGGAUUCCCUGGCACCCUUCGACCCGAAGGAGAGGAUCAUUGAGUACCUGGUUCCAGCUAGUGGACCGGAGCAGAGCCUGAUGGACAAGUCACUGCUCAAUUUUGUUCGGGAGGUGGGCGCCCGCUCUGCUGCCCCAGGCGGCGGCUCUGUAGCAGCGGCUGUUGCAGCCAUGGGUGCAGCCCUGGCCUCUAUGGUGGGCCAGAUGACCUACGGGCGGCGCCAGUUUGAUCACCUGGACUCCACCAUGCGACGCCUGAUCCCACCAUUCCAUGCGGCCUCCGCCCAGCUAAUCCCAUUGGUGGAUGCUGAUGCCCAGGCUUUUGCUGCCUGUCUGGAGGCAAUAAAGCUGCCCAAGAACACAGCCGAAGAAAGGGACAGGCGGGCCUGUGCUCUGCAGGAGGGGCUGAGACAGGCGGUUGCUGUGCCACUGAAGCUGGCAGAGACUGUGUCCCAGCUGUGGCCAGUGCUGAAGGAGCUGGCCCUAUGUGGGAACCUGGCCUGCUUGUCUGACCUGCAGGUGGCAGCCAAAGCCUUGGAGACAGGCGUGUUUGGUGCAUACUUCAAUGUGCUCAUCAACCUGAAGGACAUGACCGAUGAUGCAUUUAAAGAGAAGAUGCGCCAUCGAAUCUCCAGCCUUCUGCAGGAAGCCAAGACCCAGGCUGCACUUGUGUUGGAUAGCCUAGAAGCACGGAGGGAAUAAAGAGAUGCUCCCCUUCCCCCCCGCGCCAUGAAUGGUCCAACUUCCAGGGGUCUUUACCUAUCCUAAGUGACCCAAGCCUCCUUGGAGGGAAGAUUCAGCCAUGACGUCAGCAGUGUCAGGUUGGGGCUCUACACACAACUGUCUGUGUAGGAUGCUGUAGAUGCAACGGAGGUGGUUUGGGGUAGGGAGUAGGGUCUGAUUGGCGGUGGUCUACUGCAGGCAUUUAGCCUGAUACCCUCUGUUAUCUGUGGCUUCUAGUAAAUUCUGAACACAAACCUGCCUGGUGUGCUUGGGUUUGGGGGCAAGGCAAGGCUGAGACUGGAAUCGGGAGCAGGACCAGGGGACUCCUUCGUUUGUGAGUAAUGAAGCCCCAGCUCCAGAUUCCCAGAUGGAGUGUUUAUGGGGAUGCUGCCAGCUCUAGGAUGCUCUGAGCACUGAACUCAUUGCCAUUGUCUUAGUUAGGAUCACCAUCGCUCUGACAAAAUACCAUGACCAAAAAGCAACCUGGGGAGGAGAGGGUUUGUUUGACUGACACUUCCACAUCACUGUUCAUCAUCAAAGGAAGUCAGGACAGGAACUCAAGCUGGGCAGGAACCUGGAGGCAGGAACUGAUGCAGAAGCCAUGGAGGGGAGCUGCUUACCUUCCUCCAUCAAUCACUAUUUAAGAAAAUGUCCUACAGUCAGAUCUUAUGGAAGCAUUUUCUCAAUUGAGGUUCUUUCCUUGCUGGUGACUCUAGUUUGUGUCAGGUUGACAUAAGAGCAGCCAACACAGCCAUGUAGCAAGGGACAGAGACUGUAGUGCUCCAAGCCUUCACACUGGGGAAAGUCUGGCUCCUGAGGGCUGUGAGGACAUUCUCUCCCUUCACUGGACAGUCUGCUCCUAGCUUCCGUGUCACCAUUACGGGGGGCUUCCCCCGUCCUCCAUCCUCAGCUGUUUCGUGGUUCACAUCUUCUCUCUAUUCUCCAUUACUAAUAAAAACCCUCACCCCAAUGACUUUCAGAUGUACCACUCCAUGAGAAAGUCUCCCAAGUAUGGUUGCAGUUAUCAACACAGCACAUAAAAAGAAAACAGCUUGUGGUACAUUCUUCUUAAGUGAGGCAGAAAAUCUAAAUGCCUUUUAGGACAGAUUUGCUAUCUGAAAAUUUAAGUCACUUGUUUCUGGGAAGAGUCAUCAACCAGGGGAAGCAACAUGAACCAAAGGUUCAGAUGUGUUGCUGGCAAAGGGGUGGAUCCUUCAGUGCGGGAAGUUCUACAAAUUAGACUGAACCUAACAAGGUGCUUGUGGGGGGCAGCCAGUUCCGCUGAGGGGUCCUGGCCAACUUGUGUAUAACAAAUGCCUGUGCUCCUGUCCAAGACAGAACAAGGAUGACUCUGGGGUUUGGCCCCUUGCUGCCCCCAAAGAGCAUUUGGAGGUAUAUUGGUAUAUUGCUCUAGCCCAUGGGAUCUUUCAUGGCUGUCUGAGCUGCUAGUCUCAAAUGCGUGUCCUGCCCAGGGUUGGGGCUGUCUUGGGGAGGGACAGUCAGGUGAUGAUUCUCUAUUCUUUCCUUGAUAUCCAAGUACAUUGAGGACAGAGAACUUGAUUCCAUCCAGUUCCCGGGCCCAGGCUUUGCACUUCAUACCGAGGAGACACACAACAGUGGCCCAGAAGACUUACUUCUCCAGGGUACAGCUUCUUUUAGCCCUUCCUCAGGCAAAGAAGAGAUUCUGCUAGGUCUCCUGGACUUAGGGCCCUAACCCUAGACAUAUCCCCAGCAACUGUAACCCAGAGAGGCUGCAGGACAGCAGAGAGGGUUGGGUUGACACUCUGCCUUCCAGCACGUGUGUUCUGGGGGUGCGUAGGCGGCGGAGUUGGGUGUGUUAUCAUUUUCAUGAAGAGGCAUCCUGCUUAGUUUGUCGACAACCAAGAGUCACCUGAGUCAGGGAAUCUUAGCUGAGGAACGCUGAGAUCUGACUGGCCUGUGGCCGUGUCUGUGGGGAAUUGCUUGAUUGUUGGUUGAUGUGAGAAGGCCAUGACCACUGUGGGCAGUGCCACCCCUAUGCAGGUGGUCCUGGGUUGUAUAAGAACACUGGCUGGGUAUGAGCCAGGGGGAGUGAGCCCUCUAUGGUUUCUGCUGGAGCUCCUGCUACAAUCUCCCUCAAUGAUGGUUUGUGACAUCAAAAUAUAAGUCAAACAUACUCUUCCCUUCCCAAAUUGCUUUUUGUUGGUUAUUCAGCAUAGGAAGAAAACUAACUAGAACAAUGGCUAUGACGGACCCAAAGCAGGGUGGGAGAUGGGCUGUUCCCACCAUGGUGGAGAGAAGCCUAGUAUGGUAUAGCCUUGUAUAGUAUGAAAUAGGAUUCUGUCUUG
Alexandromys fortis (reed vole) is the source of this 4060-nucleotide messenger RNA. RefSeq names its product formimidoyltransferase cyclodeaminase (gene Ftcd). NCBI's taxonomy places the organism in Eukaryota, Metazoa, Chordata, Mammalia, Rodentia, Cricetidae. The transcript is spliced from 14 exons. The record is from RefSeq and is a predicted model, not a curated record. Gene Ontology annotation, molecular function: folic acid binding; transferase activity. The coding region runs from base 87 to 1712 and encodes 541 amino acids.